AUGAAAAAACUACAGGAAAUAAUACAGGAAUUUAUAAAUUUAAGGAGUAGAGUAAGAAGAAGGUAUAAGAAAAAAAAAGAGAAUAAAGAAAUUUGUGAUUACAUUUACUCAAAUGACGAAAAUUGUGAUUACAUUUACUCAAAUGAAGAAAUUUGUGAUUACAUUUACUCAAAUGAAGAAAAUUGUCAUUCCAUUUAUUCAAAUGAAGAAACCUAUUAUUAUGAAAAGAGAAACUUGUAUAAUUUAUAUAAAAUAAUAAAAUGCUAUUACUAUCUACUGACUAGUAGUAUUAAACAUGAAAAGUGGAAAAGAAUAUAUAAAGUGGAAAAGAAACAUAAAAGAGAUAAGAAAAAGUGUAAUAAUAGGAAAACAUUUAUAGUAGAAGAAGAAAAGAAAAUACUCUUAAAAAAAAGAAUACAAAAAGAAUAUGUCCAUAAAAUAAAAAAUUAUAUUAUAAUGAAUCGACAUAUACAUGCUUUCAAAUUUUUAUUGGAAGAAUAUGUUUAUAUGAACAAAUAUAAUGAUUUCAUUAAUGGGGAAAAAAUAGAAAUAAAAAUAAAAAAAAAAAGACGACAAAAAAAAAACAAAAGAAAAAGAAAUAUACGAAUUAGUAUGGAUAAAAAUGUCCUAUUUAAUAAAUUCAUUUCUUAUAUAAUACAAUUUAUAUAUAAUAUAUUAGAAAGGAAUAAUAUAACAAAUAAUAUGUGUUCAAAUAAUAUAACAAAUAAUAUGUGUUCAAAUAAUAUAACAAAUAAUGUGUGUUCAAAUAAUAUAACAAAUAAUAUGUGUUCAAAUAAUAUAACAUACAAUAUGUGUUCAAAUAAUAUAACAUACAAUAUUUGUUCAAAUAAUAAUUUUUCUUCCUUUUUUCAAAAGAUGCAAACGAAUAAGUAUGAACUGUCAAAUGAUGGAAAUAAUAUGAAUAAUUCAAAUAAAUUAAGCAUCAUAAAUAAUAAUAAAAAAAAAAAAGUAAAAUAUCUAUUAUAUAAAAAUAAUUACCAUAUGCUUUAUAACGAUUUAAAUUCACCAUAUUAUUAUAAUUCAUUCAUAUUAAAAACUAUUGAUCCAAAUUUGUUGUAUGUAAUUGACAAUGAUUUUGAUUUAAUGAAGAUUUUAUUUUUUUUUCAAGUACCUGAUUUAUUUAUUAUGUACAUGUAUAUUAUAACAUGUAAUAAGAAUAAUAACCUUUGUAAUUAUUACGAUAAUAUUUAUCAUAAAAUAUAUAUGUCUCUUUUAUUAAAAAUAAUGAAAGAAUUUUAUUCCACAUUUAUAUUAACAUAUAAUGAAUUAGUAUCGAAUAAAAAACUAAUUAUCCUUUUUAAAAUCUUUUCCAAUAUUUUAAAAAACAAUCAUAUAUUGUUAUUUAAAUGGUUACGUUAUUAUAAACCCAUUUAUAAGUUGAAUGAACGUGAUAAAAAAAAGAAGAAAGAAAAUGAGUCUAUUGAUAAUAACAUACAACAUUAUAUUAAACGUGUUGAUAAAAAGGAUGUUUCUUUUUCUCAUCCUUUGGAAGGUACUACAUAUCCUUCAGAUAUCAAAAAGAUUAAAGAACAUGAAAAGACAAAACAAGAAGAUGUUUCAAAAAAAUAUAUGUCAGAAGGUACAUAUCUAGUUGAUUGUGAAUAUGAAGAAAGAGAAAGUGUAUCGAAUGAUGAUAGAAAUAAAUUAAACAAGGUUAAAAAUGAAAAAGGAGAUAAAUAUAAAAUUAAGUGUAGAAAAGAAAUGGAGGGGGUUAAUUUAUUGCUACGUAAAAAAGAUGAAAUAAAAUUUGCAUUUUUAAAUGGCGGCUCUUUUUUAUAUGGAAACUUAUUUAAUUAUUUUAAAGGAAAUGAGGAAAAAAAAAAAGAAAUUGAAAGUACAACAUGUGAUGAUAGUAAUACGUGUCAUUAUGAAAGUAUGUGUGAUAAAGAUAAUGAUAAUGAUAAAGAUAAUGAUAAUGAUAAAGAUAAUGAUAAUGAUAAAGAUAAUGACAGUGACAUUAAUAGUAACCAUAAUUGUAACCAUAAUUGUAACCAUAAUAGUAACCAUAAUUGUAACCAUAAUUGUAACUAUUAUUAUAAUAAUUACAAUUACAAUGGUAAUGAUUCUUUUUUUCAUCACUACGUUAAAGGUGAGAAUGAAAUUGACUGCAUUAACUUUACUGUAAAUGUUAUAAAUAAUCAAGAGGAUAAUAUACGUUUUUAUAAAAGUUAUAUAAAAGAGUAUAUUGACAGUAUGUUCUUAAGUAAAUAUAAUUUGAAGGUAUCAAAAAAAUUCGGAAGCACCUUAAAUGAUGAGUCGAAGAAAAAAAAGAAACGAACAGAAGACAAGAAUAAUACAGGAAUUAAUAAUACAUCUAUAUUUGAUAAUUAUAAGGAACUUGUUCAAAAUUUUUUUUUACUUAAGAAGGUUUUUUAA
Molecule: messenger RNA, 2397 nt
Organism: Plasmodium adleri (nom. inval.)
Lineage: Eukaryota; Apicomplexa; Aconoidasida; Haemosporida; Plasmodiidae
Product: conserved Plasmodium protein, unknown function
Exons: 1
Coding region: 1-2397 (798 amino acids)
Source: RefSeq, a predicted model, not a curated record